GCAGUGCAUUCUACAGGACAUGUGAGACAUUAUCUACAAUACCCCGAGUGUAUAGAGCAGGUAAUGGGAGGAGCUUUGCUGGUGUCUGCUGGGCGGGAACAACAACAGGUGAAAUACACGGAGAUGGGUGGAGCAAAAAAGAGGAAGAGAAACCAGGAGCAGAGAGCACAAGUCUGUCUGGAGGAACACGUAGAUGUUGGAAAGUUUUAGACACAGUUUUGAUCAACUCAGCAACGGCUUGUACCUGUUCAGAUCUCCCCAGUAGUUUGGGACAUGGCGAGGAAGCGAGUCUCUACAGGUGGACUAUUUUGUGUUUGAGAGUUAAGACAGAGAUAAGUAUUGCUUUACAGACAGAGAGCAUCAUAGAGAUUGCCUCCACUACUAACUAUUCCAGCAUCAACACUGAACGUUAGACUGGAUGUUGCGAGUCUGACCAUGCAGUCAACUGGACUGGAGCAAGAAGACUACUUCGAUUUCUUGUUCAAGAUUAUUCUAAUCGGAGACACAGAUGUUGGCAAAACGUCUGUGAUUCAGAGAUUUAAGACUGGGAACUUCUCUGAGAGACAGCAGAGCACUAUUGGAGUGGACUUCAUUGUUCGCACCCUCAACAUCCAGGGCAGAAAAGUAAAGAUGCAGGUUUGGGACACGGCAGGGCAGGAGCGUUUCCGCACCAUCACACAGAGCUACUAUCGUAGUGCACAUGCAGCGAUGAUCACCUACGAUAUCACCCGCGGAGCCACGUUCAACUCUGUACCACAGUGGAUCCGGGAGAUGGAGCAGUACGGAGCUGCCAACGUCCUACUGGCCCUCAUAGGUAACAAGUGUGACCUGGAGUCUGAGAGACAGGUUGAGUUUAAUGAAGCAUGCACAGUAGCGAAGCAGAAAGGAUUUGUAGUAGCUCUAGAAACCUCAGCAAAGGAAGCCCAGAAUGUGGAUCAGGCCUUCAUCGUGAUGGCACAUGAGCUACUGGCACGCAAUGGACUGGCUGUAAAGGAGCACGGUUAUCACGUGGAUUCUCCACGCAUCUUACUGCGUUCCAACACCACAACGAUUAACAGCCCCACAAACAAUGUGGAGAAAAAGCCAUGCCAGUGCUAAGACUAAACUCUAUAUAUUUAAAAAAAACAACCCCCCCCCCCGAACACAAUCUUCUAUAAGGAUGUAAACCAAAAUAUUCCAACAUAAAUAAUGCAAUGUAUAGUCAGUUAAGCAGGCUCAAUAACAGCCUUUUCAGUAGUUUGUUCUAUUAAUCAUACAGCUGACUGAUAUAUACCGUACCAAGCACCUUAAGUACAUAUUGGUAUACUUUAUGCACCAACACUAUAAAUAUUACUAAGAAGCAUGCGUUGGCUAUGAUAUAUUAGUGGGCCAUGAAAUGUCCAUAACGUGUGCUGAUGGCAGAUUUGCAGAUUUCUCAGCUGAUAUGUAGGAUUUACAA
This is a messenger RNA of Ictalurus furcatus (blue catfish), 1438 nucleotides long. Its product is annotated as ras-related protein Rab-19. The coding region runs from base 436 to 1098 and encodes 220 amino acids. NCBI's taxonomy places the organism in Eukaryota, Metazoa, Chordata, Actinopteri, Siluriformes, Ictaluridae. Gene Ontology annotation, molecular function: GTPase activity; GTP binding. Gene Ontology annotation, cellular component: trans-Golgi network. The transcript has 3 exons. The record is from RefSeq and is a predicted model, not a curated record.